This is a messenger RNA of Acipenser ruthenus (sterlet), 3242 nucleotides long. RefSeq names its product somatostatin receptor type 2-like. Gene Ontology annotation, molecular function: somatostatin receptor activity; neuropeptide binding. Lineage: Eukaryota; Metazoa; Chordata; Actinopteri; Acipenseriformes; Acipenseridae. The transcript has a single exon. Gene Ontology annotation, cellular component: membrane; neuron projection. Gene Ontology annotation, biological process: neuropeptide signaling pathway; cellular response to glucocorticoid stimulus; regulation of insulin secretion. The coding region runs from base 393 to 1418 and encodes 341 amino acids. The record is from RefSeq and is a predicted model, not a curated record.
GAUAUAAGACCAGCUAAAUCUCUGGGACCAACAGCACAAGCAAGUGUGCUCCUGGAAGCAAAUUCUCUUUUUAGAAUUUUUCGGUACAAAAAAAACUUUUCAAAGGAAUUUCAUUUGUAGAGCUCUUGUAUGGAUUUUUAUGUUACUGGUCUUGUUUUUGUGUUUUAAUAUUCUAAUUUGGCAUCUGGGUUUUAAAUCAUUUCAGCAUAUGGGCCGUUUCUCUUUUGAAAGAAAUGUCUUCUAAGUUAGUUUCAUUUUUCACAAUGGAUUUUUGGUUAAGAAGAACGAGAAUAUUUUAUCAGUGAACCCAGAGGACAUACACUGACUCUCUACUGCUACAUUUUAUUGUCAUUUUAAAUAUAUUGUCCUCCUUCAAUAUAUUGCUAAAAAAAAUGGAAUCGCUGGACUUGUCUGUUACAGAUCUUGUUCAGAAUAUCUCAUUUGGUUUCUUCAAUGACACCCUAGACUAUGAGGAUGACGUUCCUACAAGCAUCUCCAAAGUCCUUAUGGCUGGACUCUACUGCAUGGUUUGUGUGUUGGGACUUGCUGGAAACUCAUUGGUUAUCGCCAUCAUUCUCCACUUGGACAAGAUGAAAACUGUGGCUAACAUUUAUAUCUUUAACCUGGCCGUGGCUGACGGCUUGUUCAUGCUGGGGCUUCCCUUCCUGGCUCUACAGAUGUUCCUCAACCGCUGGAUAUUCGGCAGUUUCAUGUGUAAACUGGUCAUGAUCCUGGACGGGAUCAACCAGUUCACAAGUGUCUUCUGCUUGACUGUCAUGAGUGUUGAUAGGUACUUGGCCGUGGUCCAUCCCAUCAGAUUCUCCAAAUGGCGCUCUCCAAACGUGGCCAAGAUAGUCAGCAUCCUCCUGUGGUUCUUCUCCUUCCUGCCGGUGAUUCCCAUGGGCAUCUAUUCCAGAGUGGAGUUCAGUUUGUGCGUUUUUGUUCUACCAGCUCCCUACGAGACCUGGUCUGCUGCCUUUAUGAUCUACACCUUUGUGCUUGGAUUUGCCCUGCCCUUCAUUGUAAUCUCACUGUGCUACAUGUUACUGGUGGUAAGAUUGAGGACUGCCCUCAUAAACCCUUACACCAGGGAGGCAGAAGUCUCAGAGAAAAGGGUAACCAAGAUGGUGGUCACGGUAGUGUUGGUUUUUGCCAUUUGUUGGCUGCCAUUUUACAUCAUGAAUUUCUGUUUUCUCCUGAUGCCAUUGGCUACCACUCUGUCCCUCACCAGGCUCUUUGAAUUUGUGGUUCUUCUCUCAUACUCAAACAGCUGCGCCAACCCCAUAUUAUACGCAUGCCUCUCAACAAAUUUCAGGAGGAGCUUCCAGAGGAUUCUGUGUCCCAAGAAGAGCGGCAGGAGCGUCCGGGAGGAAUCAAGUUUGGAAAACUACCAGCUCAAUGACCUGCCUGAAUCUUGAGUGACCUUAUCCAGCGGGGAAUAAGAGGAAGAGACCUUAGACAUCUACUGUAAUCACAGCAAACAUUAACAUGGACUUCAGUAGAUAAAGGUUUGGUAACUGUCUACAGUAAGUUUUGAUACACACCUGAAGAAAGUGCCAUUGUUAUUUUUCAUGUGGUUUUAGACUAAAUUAAAUUCUCAUGAUCCAUAAUUUAUUGAUUAAUUAUACGGUGUGCAGCUGGUCUGUGGCUACUGACGAUUAAAGCUGAAACUAUCACCCAAUAAAAUUUCUAUAACAGAUGUAACACGCUUAGCUUAUGCAUCAAGCGAUUGUUAGAAAACAUUAGACCAUUAAUGCCAGCUGCUGUCUUUAAGAGUGAAGGACUUCAGAUACAAUGGGUUUGCUUCUAGGUUCUGGGGAAAACAUUGGAGAAAACAAAAGAUCCUAGAAAAUAAAAUAAAAAAAUGAAACAUUCUUAUUCCCAAGAGGAAACACUCGAGUGCUGAUCAUUCUGUUAUGAGUACAGGUUCAAGGGAGCACUUGGGUGUUGCCCUGUUACUUGGACACAACAGCUUUAAAAUCACUGUUACUAAUGAGUGCAAAACUCUAUGGAUGCAGGGUGCUUUGAAGAUUGGUGUCAUUUUAUUGUGCAUUUUAGAGCAGAGUUGUUUUUUUUUCAAAGUGUUGGAACCCAAGUGUGUAAUUUUCUCUAAAUGAAAAUAAAAAGGUUGUGUCUAUCAGUCAAGGGCUUUUACGGUCACAAAAACACUCUAGGGUAAUGCCUUGGCCAUCCUUUCAAUCAUCAUAAAUGCUGCCAAGAGACCCUGUUUACUGCCCCUCUGAUCAGGCAGCAAUGAUGUAUUCUUGUGUUAUAUCCAAUGCAUUGAUCUGGCCACACAUGAACCAUAUUGAUGUAUGUAUGAUGUUUGUAAGAGUUUAGUUUGAUUUUUUUUUUAGACUUAAAAUAAUGUAUUGUAACUUGAUUGUAGUUAAAUGGUUUCCUUCAUAUAGAGAUGCUGUGGGGUGUGAGAGUGCAAACAUCAGGUAACACCACAAGUUAUUACUUUAUUUAGCAAUUAUUAUUUCCUUUUUUAGAGUUUUUUUUUAUUUUUUAAUUAAAGAUCACGUUUCUGUAAUGGCAUAUGAAGCGACAAGGGCUGUGCAGGGAAGGAAAAUAUAUUUUGUAUGGAUAUUAAAAUUUGAAAUCAGUAUUUUUUUCAAUUCAAAUAAAAUUAAAAUAACAAGCUCCUGGUGUAAAAUGCACAUACCUUGUGUUGCCUUGUCUAAUAUGCACCCCUUGCUUAAUGUCCUAUUAAAAUAAUAUAUAGUAUACUUAAUAAAAUACUAUUACCAGAAUGCACACAUUGUUUAUAACUCACAAGACAAUUAUAGCACACAGAAAUUCUCCUAAUAUUUGUAAAAGGGUGCAUGUUAUAUUAAAAAAAAAAAUCAUAAAAAGAGAAGAAACUGGCAUGAAUGUAAUACUUUUUUUCAAGCAAAGCAGCAGUCCAAUGCUGCACUAAUCAGUCUCAGUAUUCAUCAAUGAUUAAUCCUUAAUAAGAACAUUGUUCAUUGGUGACACAAGCUUCUUCUUGUAUCAGAUGAAGACAAAUGAAAAAAAAACUUCCAUGUUAUUAUCUGGAAAAUUAAUUAACAGCAGUACGCAGCCCACUUCUUGAAAUUCUGUGUGCCAGAAGCGAGAACUAUCUGUAACUGUAUUAGUCAUUUGUUUUGAAAAUAUGUGCUCUUCACCACAUAAUAAACCCUGAUUGCCUUUAUAUAUUAUAUAUCAUUCAACGUGUAACAUGAUGUAAUAGUAUAUAUGUAUAUCUCUAUGUGUAU